This is a messenger RNA of Monomorium pharaonis (pharaoh ant), 2062 nucleotides long. RefSeq names its product UDP-glycosyltransferase UGT5-like. Gene Ontology annotation, molecular function: UDP-glycosyltransferase activity. Bases 917 to 1951 code for a protein of 344 amino acids. Lineage: Eukaryota; Metazoa; Arthropoda; Insecta; Hymenoptera; Formicidae. The record is from RefSeq and is a predicted model, not a curated record. The transcript has 4 exons.
UAAUAAUAAAACGGUUCUGGUUGAGCAUAUUCUUAUUAAACGAAACAGAAUUUCUGGUUAUCAUAACAAGAUUUUACAGCUUAUAACUACACCGUUUGGUUAACUGUACUAUAAGGAUUUGAUUAAGUUUUUCUUGUUGGAUCUACAAAACUUCUUGUUGAAUCUACAAAAUAAUACAAAACUUCUUGUUAUAUUUACAAAAAUAGCGAUAAUGCUGGCGCCUUCGUUCUCGCAGCGCAAGUCGGUGCAUGCCAAUCUCGCGCAAAUCAACGCGGUAUCGAUGCGAUACUAAUAUCACGCGGUACCCAUAAGGUAGCUUUUAUAUUUGUUUCGUGUAUCUUACAAUCGUGUAUUUACAUUAUUCUGUUCAACGGCAUGGCGGACGAAAAAAUGUCUUCUCUUCUGCGCGAAUGGAAUUUCGACAGCUAUAUAGAGAUUUUUAGAGGUUAGUAAAAUAUAUGUAAAAUAUAUGCAGUGUACUUUAAACCAAGAUAUAUUGUUAUUAUUUUAAAAACUCUAUCCAAACUCGUUUUUUAACCAAAAAAUUGUGUUAACCUAAUAAAACAAUAUAAUAAGAUUAACAAGAAAUUUUUGUAGAGUUUUGUAAACCUAACAAAACGAUGUAGUAAGAUUAACAAGAAAUUCUGGUAGAUUCAAACAGAAUGGAAUUAACCAGAAUCCUCUGGUAAUUCCAACUACAAAAUUUGUAUCGUUCAUUUUCGAACAAACGGACAGGUUGAAUCAACCAAAAUUUCUCAUAAAACAACAAAACUUUUUUUCCAGUGUAGGAAUUGUUUUUCAGAUUGCUAAAGGUAAACCACCUGUAGUAGGAUAUGUUCCGUUUGGCCCUGCACCAUGGCUCAAAGAUUACAUUGGUGGUCCAAAUUAUCCGUCUGUUCGACCAUUUCUAACAAGCAUGAUAAAACCCGUAAAUUUAUGGCAAAGAACAUGGAAUGUUUUAUAUUACAUUUCAAGUGAUGUCUUACGACAUUACUAUUAUUUUCCAACUCUUCAACAGUUUGCUGAGAAAUUUGUAGGUCACGCGAUCAGAUCAUUACAUGAAAUAGAAAUAGACAGAAUUAAUAUUUUAUUACUUAAUACUCAUGCUGCAUUUUCGUCUGGAAUUCCCUUACCACCAAACACUAUGGAAAUUGCAGGAUUGAAUGUCCAGGCCGUACAACCAAUUUCUGGUGAGGUAGUUGAAUCGCUUCCCGAGGAUAUACGUGUAUUUCUUGAUGGAGCAAACAAUGGAGCUAUCGUAAUAUAUUUAGGAACAAAUGUAAAAUGGAAAACUAUUGGGUUAGACAAAAUCAAGGCCGUUAUGCAGGCUUUAUCGAAAUUGAAGCAACGAGUACUAUGGAAAUUGGAGAUUGAAGUGCCAUUUCAAAUACCGAACAAUACAAUGAUUGUGAAAUGGAUGCCACAAAGCAAAGUUUUAACUCAUAAAAAUAUAAGAACAAUUUGGACGCAUGGUGGUCUUCUCAGUACGCACGAAGCCAUAUGGCAUGGUGUACCGAUAAUUGUAAUGCCUUUCUUCAUGGAUCAAAAAUCCAAUACACAAAUAUUAUUAUCUAAAGGCAUUGCCGUGUAUCUGGAUUUUAACACUUUGUCUAUGCAAACUAUAUUAGACGCAGUUGAAGAAAUACUUUACAAUGAAAGUUAUAUGAAAAACAUAAAACAAUUAUCUAGUGAAUUCCGAGAUCGGCCAGUACCGCCAUUAGAUUUAGCAGUUUGGGGUAUCGAAUACUCUGUUCGUCAUCCAAAUGGAAGCUUAGCAACACCUCUUAGAUCUCAGAGUUGGGUGGAACAAAAUCUGAUCGACGUUUAUGCAUUUUUAUUUCUUAAUUUUAGUAUAAUAUUAUUAACUAUAUUCUUUGUAAUAAAAAUACUGAUUAGUUUUUUUUGUAAUCAAAUAUACGCAUUAAAAUUGCGUAAAAGCAAACAGGCAUAAGCGAAUUAAAUAUUAACAGAUUUUGGAUGUAAUUACGGCUAUUCAUAUUAAUUAAUCUAAAAAAUGAAAAUUAAUGAACAAAUUUAGAAAAUAUAAUAUUAAUUGUACAAA